GAGGUGGCAAAGGGGAGGGCUCUUCCGGUGUCAUGGCGCCAAAGUUCCUGCCCCUAGCACAUUACGAAGAGUUCAGGAGCUGAAUGGACUUUUUUCUGUGACCUCCAAAGCUACAACCUGUAUAGCAGAGAGUCUAGGAGAGCCUCAAACUGCUCAAUGGAAUCAGUGACCUUUGAAGAUGUGAUUGUGAACUUCACCAGUGAGGAGUGGACUUUGCUGAGUGCAUCCCAAAAGCAGCUCUACAGAGAUGUGAUGGGGGAAACUUUUCAGAACAUUGUGACUAUAGGAAGACUCUUGGGUAACCAGAAAGUGGAAGAAGAGUGCAGUAACUACUGUAGAAAUCUAAGAAAUGAAGAUGUUGAGAAAUACUAUCAAUAUAAGGGUUGGAAUCAGCAUAAAGAAUGCUUCCUCUGCUCUCAAGAUGCUAAUGUGCAUAUGAAACCAUGUGGUUUAACGUCACCUGAAAGCCUUACUUGUAGAAAGCUUCUGAUUGGGCCUUUUUCACUAAACAUGCCCAUCAUAAGUCACACUGCAGUAAAGACAGAUGAGUAUUGUGAACUCAAAGGGAAGCUGUUUAAAUGUAAUGAAAGUAGAAAACACUGUGAUGAUUUGCAGUCCUUUCAGAAUCCUGCAAGGACAGAAGCUGGCAAGAAACCACGUGAACAUGAUCAGUGUGAGAAAUCCUCCUCUGGUCUUAGUGAAAGAACUCAUCUUAGCGACAAGAUAUUUGCAUGUCCAAAAAUUACGAAUGCCUCCAGGAAGGCCAGUGAUGUUCAGAUCUAUCAGACAAAUCACAGGUGGGGUAUAUCCUCUGCAUGGAAGCAAUGUGGGAAAGCUUUCAGCACACAGUAUCAUUAUAAACUACAUGAAAGCUCUCAAACUGGUUUGAAACCUUACAUAUGUAAGCAAUGUGGGAAAGCUUUCAGUAUAAAGAGCAAUUGUAAAAGACAUGAAAUAACUCACACUGGUGAGAGACCUUAUGUAUGUAUGCAGUGUGGAAAAGGUUUCAUCAGACAGAGUCAUUACAAACUACAUGAAAAAACUCACACUGGAGAGAAACCUUAUUUAUGUAAGCAAUGUGGAAAAGCUUUCAGUACACAGUGGUAUUGUAAACUACAUGAAAGAUCUCAUACUGGUGAGAAAGAUUAUGUAUGUAAGCAAUGUGGAAAAACUUUCAGUACAAAGUCAAAUUGUAAAGCACAUGAAAGGACUCACCCUGUUGAGAAAGUUUAUGUAUGUAAGUACUGUGGGAAAACUUUCAGUAUGCAGAGGAAUUGUAAAAUACAUGAAAGAACUCACACUGGAGAGAAACCUUAUGUAUGUAAGAAAUGUGGGAAAGCUUUCACUACAAAGGCAAAUUAUAAAGUACAUGACAGAUGUCACACUGGUGAGAAACCUUAUGUAUGUAUGCAAUGUGGAGAAGCUUUUAGGACACACAGGAGUUAUAAAAGACAUGAAAGAUCUCACACUGGUGAGAAACCAUAUGCAUGUAAGCAAUGUGGAAAAGGUUUCAGUACACUGUGGUACUGUAAACUACAUGAAAGAUCUCACACUGAAAAGAAACCUUAUGUAUGUAAGCAAUGUGGAAAAGCUUUCAGUACACAGGCGUAUUGUAAACUACAUGAAACAUCUCACACUGGAGAGAAACCUUAUGUGUGUAAGCAAUGUGGGAAAACAUUCACUACAAAGUCAAAUUGUAAAGCACAUGACAGACGUCACAGUGUUGAGAAACCUUACGUAUGUAAGCAAUGUGGGAAAGCUUUCAGUACACAGGGGUGUUGUAAACUACAUGAAGCAUCUCACACUGGAGAGAAACCUUAUGUAUGUAAGCAAUGUGGGAAAGCUUUCAGUAGACAGAAGUAUUGUAAAAGACAUGAAAGAACUCACACCGGUGAGAAACCUUAUGUAUGUAAGCAAUGUGGGAAAGCUUUCACUACACAGGGGUAUUGUAAACUACAUGAAACAUCUCACACUGGAGAAAAACCUUACGUAUGUAAUCAAUGUGGGAAAGCUUUCAGUAGGCAGAGCUAUUGUAAAAGGCAUGAAAGAACUCACACUGGUGAUAAACCUUAUAUACGUAAGCAUUGAGGGAAAGCAUUCAAACACAGGAGUACUGUAAACUACAUGAAAGAUCUCUCACUGGGAGAAAGCUGAUAUAUGUAGCAAUGUGGAAAAAUUUUCAGCGCACAGAAUUAUUGUAAACUUCAUGGAAGAUCUCACACUAGAGAGAAACCUUAUGUAUGUAAGCGAUGUGGGAAAGCUUUCAGUACACAGAAAUUGUAAACUACAUGAAAGAUCUCAUACUCAUGAGAAAGAUUAUGUAUGUAAGUAGUGUGGAAACCAUUGAUCACACAUAAUUAUUAAUAUUAAAGAAUUCAUACUGCAGAGAAACCCUUUGUAUGUAAGGAAUGUGGGGAAGGUUUCAGUAGAAACAGUCAUUGUCAGAGACAUGAAAAAGCUCAAAAUGGAAAGAAACUACACAUGUGUGCAAGUUUUUAAGUUUCGGUACAUAUAAUUAUUGUCAAAUAAAUGAAAGAAGCCACAGUGUAAAAACCCUAUAUAUGCAAGCAAUGUAAAGAUAUUUUGUAAAUCUUCAUUAAACAGAUGUUAAAGCUCAUUAAGGAGAAACCCUAUGUCCAUAAACCAUCUGGAAAAAGAUUCAGUGCACACAGUCCAUUACUAUAUAUAUUUUAUAUCAAAUCAAACAGGAUCACUAGGAAGAAACUAUAUAUGUAAGUCUAUUUUAAAAACCCUGUUAAGAUGUUUCAGUUGGUGAAAUUCUGCAGAAAUAAUACACAGUAUUUUAUGUCAGUGUUUCCUUAGAUAUGUUCUAAAUAAAUCCCAGAUGAAUAUAUGACAAAAUAUGUACAUUAUGUGGUUUAUAAUGUAUCACAUAUGUAGAUUAUUAAUGUGCAGUGUUUAAAAAUAUUGAGUUGCCACAAUGAGGAAUUUUUAUCUCAGUGUCUGUGCUUAAUCCACAAUGUCUUAAUUAAGCGUGGUUGAUCAAACUGUAUUUUUGACUUUCAAGUACCAUUAGGAUUUGUGCUAUUUUUAUUUUAUCCUUAAGUUUGGGAAGAAUAGACCAUUAAAUAUCUUGCUUUUGUAAUUUUUGCUAUUAGAAUUUUGCACUAUUUUGCUUUUCAAUUACUGUGUGGGUUUUCUAUAUUCAGUGUAACAAAGGAUAUUUUUAACUUGAUGCUAUAUUUUCUAUUGAUAUCUAUUUUCAAAGACUUGUCAACAUGAGUUUUUGACACAGUUGAAUUGUGUUCACAAAGCUUGUAGAUUAGCAAAUUUUGUUUUUCAUGUGACAUGACAAGAUUCCUGCUUGUAUACCAACAGCACUGUAUAUUACAUCAUACACAUAUAUUGCGUACUUUUAUUUCAAUGCAUUGAUUUCCAUAGGUUUUUUUUGUGUGUGUGUGUGUGUGUGUGUGUGUGUGUGUGUGUGUGUGUAAAAUGUUUAUGUUUACAUUGCAAUGGCUUAAUUUUCUUCACUGGUAGUUUUUUAAACAUAGAUACCAAACAUAAACCAUACUGCUCACUAUUUUUCAUUGCCAGAACCCCACUGUUGUAGAAUUCAAGAUAUCAGACCUAAGGGAUUGGACUGGAAACUGGCUGGGGCAAUCAAUGGCAUGGAAACAAUCAGAGCAAUUUAUAACAGCCUUGAAAGAAGACAAAACUUAUAAAUCCUGUAAGAACAAGAUGACAGAAAUUCUUCACAGUACAUAGUUGUAAAUCUUACCUCUAGCAGAACAGCAACAAAUAGCUACAGGGGAAGAGGGGGAACUUUAGCAAGAUUCAUCUCAAUGUCCAAUUUCACCACAUGACCAUAACUUGUCUUUAUAGGAAAUCAUUAUUUACAGUAAUCUUUCCAGGAUAUGUAUAUUAUGAUAUAUCAACCAUAAUAACACUUUGAAUGGAAUGCUCAUCAUCUGUGAAACUUUUUCAGGAGCAUGGUCACUACCAAGUAUUAUGAGAUUAAUGCCUUUAUUCUAUUGCCUAGUGCACUGAUGCCAAAAUAUUUUUGGUAAUUAUUGUUUGUACAUAGGAAGCUAAAAUACUGGCAUGAAGAAAAAUCAUUAAAAGCAGAAGUGUGUGAAGUUUUUAUUUAUCAUGUGUUCUUAACCAUUUUAGGAUACAUUUCUAUGAUGAUAUUUUUCAUCGAUUGUUAAGGUCAAUCAUUUAGUUUUUUUUAUUUUUAAAGAGGGUAAAAUUAAACAACAAAACAUCACAAAGUAAGAAUGUAAGAGACACAGAUCCCAAAGCAGGACAAUUGGAGAUCUUCACUUUCUAUAAUAUUAUCUCUUAUUUUCUUCCAAAUAUUUGUCCAGAUUUUCACAUAGAAUGAAUUCAUACAAAACAAAAUAGUAUAGAACUGAUCAGAACCCGAUAAUGAAUGUAUUUUAGGUCUUCAAGACCAAAAAAUAAGGAAGUCAACAAUGGCUACCAUAAUGUCUCUCAUUCUUUUCAAAAUAGAUGUCCAUACUUUCAUGUAUGUUGAAAUUAAAUGAAACAAAACAAUAAAAUCAGUCUGACCAAAGGGUAAUAGUAUUGCUGGAUUUCACAUUAUGAUGCUAUGGAAUCAGCACUGGGUAUCUAAGUGGCUCUUUAAAGUAGCUGUUCAUUUCAUCAUGCAUUCUAUUAUCGAUUUUCAUCAGCUUUUUAGAAGUUAUAUGCAUGCAUGAUAUACACAUACCUCUCUUCUCUGUAUACAGGGGAAAGCAAAACAAACCCAUACACUACAAAACAAAUUCACACAAUUUGAACUGUGAAUGAAAUGAAAAACACAUAUAAACAAUAGCAAAAACCCAGAACACUGACAAGUAUAGGCUUUAAAAACAAGGUGUUAUGGGCAAAACUAGGGUUUUUAUUUUACAUGAUGAUCUUCAAGAGUUCCUCAGAUAGCUAUACAAUAAUAUGUACAAAUCUCCAAUUCCUAUGAAUGUUAACUAUUUUGUUCCAGGAACUUACAGUGUUUGCAGUGCAAUCAUGUAAGCUAUCCUAAGUGUGUUUCCUUUUGCUUUUUCCUCAUUUUCCCGGAGAUAAUAUUUUCCCCUUUAAGCAUAUCCUUUUCAUUUCAUUGUAAUCAUUCCAGUUUUUGUAUUUUAUGUACUAUUACUAUUUUUAUACUAGGGAGACUAAGUUAUUUAGAUCUGUGAUUUUGAUUUAUUUCACUUAGGAGUAUGGUCUCUACUUGCAUCCAUUUACUUAUGAACUUUUCAAUGUUAUCAUUCUUUAUAGCAUAGUAGUACUCCAUUUUGUAAAAAUAUCACAUCAUUAAUCCAUUCUUCGGUUGAUGGUCAUUUAGAUGGUUUCCAAGAUGUGGCUAUUACAAAUUGUGUUGCUAUAAACUUGGAUGCACAUAUACAAUUGUGGUAUAAUGUUGUCAGUUGUUCUGGGAAUAAGUCCAGAAGUAGGAGAGCUGGGUCAAAUGGGACUUCCUAACCCAACUUUUUGAGGAACCUCCAAACUGACCUGCAAAGUAAUUGUACCACAUUACACUCCCAAAAAAUAGUGCAGAAGAAUUCCUUUUUACACUCAACGUCUCCAGCAUUUUUGUUGGUAGUUUUCUUAAUCUUUCUUAAUUUUGGGAGAAUGGCCAUCUUCACAAUGUUUGUUCUUCCUAUCCAUGAGCAAGGGAUGUCUUUCCAUUUUCUGAGAUCAUCCUCACUUUCCUUUUUCAGUGUAUUAUAAUUUUCACUGUAUAAGUCUUUCACUCCUUUUGUAAGAGUAAUUCCUAAAUAUUUCAUUUUUUUGCUUGCUAAUGUGAAUAGUCCAGUUUCUCUUAUUUCCCUCUCUGUGAUUUUGUUGUUCGUGUAUAGGAAUGCUAUUGAUUUCUGAGUAUUGAUUUUGUAUCCAGCCACAUUACUGAAUUUAUUUAUUGUAUCUAAGAGUCUUUCAAUGGAGUUUAGGGGGUCUUCUAUGUAGAGUAUCAUGUCAUCUGGAAACAAUGAUAAUUUAACUUCUUCUUUUCCUAUCUUUACCCCUUUUAUUUCUCUUUCUUGCCUAAUUGCUCUGGCUAGUACUUCCAGUACAGAAUGGCUACUCCUGCCUUUUUUUGGAUUCCUGCUGCAUGAAAAAUUGUUUUCCAUCCUUUGACUUUCAGUCUGUGAGUAUCCUUCUGGGUUAGAUGGGUUUCCUAUAAACAGCAUAUGGUUGGAUUUUGUUUCUUGAUCCAUUCUGCUAGUCUGUUUCUUUUGAUUGGUGCAUUGAGACCAUUUACAUUAAUGGUUAUUACUGUUAAAUGCUGGUUUAUUGUUGACAUGUUAUCUCUGCUGUUGCAUCUUUAUCUUUCUGUUCUGUUUAAUUAUUUGCUUUGCUUAGUGGUUUUUUCCUUUGUGUAUCUAAACUGUCAAUAUUUUUUGCAGGGUUGGUUUGGUGUUCAUGAAGUUCUUCAGCUGUUCUUUGUCAUCGAAGUAUCGUAUUUCACCAUCAAUUUUGAAUGAUACUUUUUCAGGAUACAUCAGUCUAGGUUGGAAAUCAUUUUGCUUUAGGAUCUAGAAUACUUCACUCCAUGCUCUUCUUGACUUUAUUGUUUGUGCUGAGAAGUCUGCUGUGAUUCUGAUAGGUUUUCCUUUAUAAGUUAUCUGUCUUUUCUCUCUGACAGCUUUUGAUAAUCUAUUCUUGUGUUGGAUUUCUGGGAUGGUGAUUAUUAUAUGUCUGGGUGUAGUUUUAUUUUGGUUAUGACUAUUUGGAGUUAUAUAUGCUUCACUGAUCCUGAUGUCAGUUUCUGAUCUCAUGCUUGGGAAAUUUUCAGCUAUUACUGCUCUAAAUAUCCCCUUGACAUGCUUAAUGUUGUCUCCUUUUUAAUUAAUACCUAUCAUUCUUAUGUUAUUCUUCUUUGCAUUGUCUUGCAGUUGUUGAAUUGUUGUUUCCUGAUUCCUUAUUAUUUUUAAAAGAUCUUUCCUUUUUGUUCACUAGCUGCAAUCCUGUCUUCAAGGUCUGAAAUUCUAUCUUCAUUUUCAUUAAGGUGGUUUUUACAACUUUCAGUGGAGUUUUUUAUUUCCUGUAUACCUCUGUGCAUCUGCAUUAUGUAUUCUGCUUGUUUCCUAUAUUGCUCGUAUAGGGAUUCUAUCUUUUUGUUUAGUUCCUCCAAUUUUUUUUAUCUGUGUUUUCUUUAGAUAUAUUCAGAAUGUCUUUCAUUUCUUUUAUCAUUUUUUUCUUUUAUCUGGGAGAUUAUUUCGAGUUUGAAUUUCUUUAAAGCUUCCUGGAGUUGCUUGUCAAUUUCAGUAGCUAUUGUGUCCGAUAUAUGAGGUGGAUGGGAUAUAUUUUCUUCUAUAUACAUUGCUCCUAGGGUUUCUUGAGAUGGGCUGGAGGUUUGAGGUUGUAAUUUGGUCUUUCGUUUUGUCAUUUUCCUAUAUUUCUGUGUUUCAAGUGUUAUUUGAAAGCUUCUUCAGGAUCUGCUGAAAAUCCCCUUCUAUGUUUGCAGCUACUGAAACUCUGGCACCACGCUACCCCAAGCCAUUGGGCCUGCAGAAUCAAUGGCCCUCCUCUGCCUGCUCAGAACUCCGCAGUUCCAGAGAAGCUGGGCCUCAGGGACACUGUGCGCCCACCUGCCCCUUGGAAGCUCCACAGUUCUUCAAUCACAGCUGGGUUAGGGUACUCACCACAGGCCGCAGUGCCUCAGGAACCUGUGAUCCCUCCCUGCUUGCAGAGAUAUCCACAGUCCUCCAGACACAUGGAGAGGCCGAUGCAGGCACCCCAGAUCCGCACAGCUCCUCCUCUGCACACCGAUGGCUAGGCGCGGCAGUGAAACAGGCUGGGCUCCGGGAAUAGCAUGGGCCUGCCUACCAGUCGGGAGCUCAGCAGUUCUCCAAGUGCAGCCGGGAUGGGGAGGCGGAUAUAGAGGCCUCUAACCCAGUACUCCACUUCACUACACCCGGAAGCCUGGAAUGUCCGGAACAGUCUGAGAUUUGGGCAGAGUGUGCUGGGCACUCACCACAGGCCGCGGUGCCUCAGGAACCUGCAAUCCCUCCCUGCUUGCAGAGAUAUCUACAGUCCUCCAGACACAUGGAGGGGCUGAUGCAGGCACCCCAGAUCCGCCCAGCUCCUCCUCUGCACACCGAUGCCUAGGCACGGCAGUGUGAAGAUUAUUUUUGAUCUGAAUUGUUUAAAUAUUACCGGAGUUGUUUCUUUUUGUCAGUUUUUAUGAUUUCAAGAAUUUCAGGCUUAUGGAUUACAUUUUCUCCUAUGCCCUUUUUUCCUAGGCUUGUUUGGAUUGGGAUAGAAGUUUGAGAUUACAUUUUGCUAUAUCAAUUUGUCAUUUUUGUAUGUUUCUGGGUUUUGAGCUAUGUUCCAAAGCUUCCCCUAUGUGCUAGGAAUGACCUGGCCCAAUUUUGUCUCCAGGUCAGACUGCAGGCAACUGCUAGCUGCCUGGAGGUCAAUGAGCAUGGCCCAGUUAGGACACAAGGGACCUCACAUACAUCCUCUUGUAAUUUGGGAUUCUAGGUAUGUCUUACCAGUUGGCAAAAAAAUUCCAAAGCUUCUUCCACACACUGGGAAUGAACUCACACAUGUUUGGCUCCUGGAAUCUGCAAAGAAAAUAUCUUAAAAAUGCAAAUAAACCAUAAAAGAUCCAUCCAACAACUGCAAGAUUAAGCAAUGGAGGAUAUACAAUUUAUUGAAAUCAGUAAAAAUGAUGGUCAGAGAACAAAAGUCAUAAAAGUCUUCUUCAAGGAUAUACUCAACAUGGCUCAAUAAAGGACUCAUGUUGAAGAUUCUCAGUUUAAAUCAACUGAAAACAUGGACAAUUAGGAGAAAUGGAGAGAUAUAUACAUUCUCACUAAAAUUAAUCUGAAAUAAGGGGCUUGUAGUUAAACAUAUUUAUAUAUAGACAAGUCCUCAGGUUGCUGGCAAGAUUUUGAUCAGUCCCAGAGCAGCCACUGCCAGGAAGUCUCUCCCCUCAGAACUAGAGAGAUGACAAGGAUAUGAAAAACUCACUCAGUGUAGCAUACACCUAGAAUAAAAUGCUCAUCAGCACUUUUAAUUUCCUGAAAAUAGGGGACAUUAACACAUCAAAACAAAUUUCACUGGCAAAUAUAGAGGUAAGUGACAGCUCCUUCCACAAUAGGCUGACAAUUUAUUCUUUUCUUUCCUCUACUUUUUGUUUACAUUCUUUUUCAAGCAACAUAACCAGUAAUGGAAUCUUCCUCUGUCAAAAGAGGGACCAUGAAUGGCAUUAAGGAUUGGUUUUGAAGCACGCAACUACUCCUACUCUACCACUGGUGCAAGAAAACAAGAACCAUACCAUGUCAAUUGGGACAACUACUUCCAUUCUAUGUGACCAGUAACCAGAAACACAAGCACACCUGAGGUGGGAAGUCAGGAACUCCCUCCAACUUGUGACUCACAGAAUAAGGAAAAGGUACUUCUCCACCCUACAGUAAACAUCACAAGCACUCAUGGGCCAAGAGGCCAGCACUCCCUCUUACUUUUGACAAACAGGAUCUGAAAACCACACAUAGUGUCAGAAAAGGGAGCAUUAUAGAAUAGAACAGGCUGUGUAAACUCUAGGAGAUGUCAAUUGCACCACGACUAAGAGCAAUUUUGGGAUGAAUCUUUCUCUGGAUUUCACAGCAAACAAGAGACUAAUGCAGAGGUAAAUAGGAUAAGGAGUGGUAGGCAGGUUGAAUAGACUGCUGCUGGCAAUAGACUGGUCAGAUCACCCAUAUCUGGAGGACAACAACAAACCCAUGUUUAAUGCAAAAUCAAUCUCUUACAAAAUUAACACAACACUGAUUGGAACAAUACCACAGAAUAGUGGACACCAGAGGAAUUUUAGUUCUUCUUUUGUGUGUAUAGGCUUUAAAUAUAAUGCCCAUUUCUGCCUGUAUUUUUCUGCAAAUGAUGAUAUUACAGCCUGACAAUAAAUUUUUCUGGCAAAUA
This is a messenger RNA of Cavia porcellus (domestic guinea pig), 9885 nucleotides long. Its product is annotated as zinc finger protein 709-like. Gene Ontology annotation, molecular function: RNA polymerase II cis-regulatory region sequence-specific DNA binding; DNA-binding transcription repressor activity, RNA polymerase II-specific. Gene Ontology annotation, cellular component: nucleoplasm. The record is from RefSeq and is a predicted model, not a curated record. The transcript is spliced from 4 exons. NCBI's taxonomy places the organism in Eukaryota, Metazoa, Chordata, Mammalia, Rodentia, Caviidae. Gene Ontology annotation, biological process: negative regulation of transcription by RNA polymerase II. The coding region runs from base 157 to 2088 and encodes 643 amino acids.